This is a messenger RNA of Platichthys flesus (European flounder), 1987 nucleotides long. RefSeq names its product sarcolemma associated protein b (gene slmapb). NCBI's taxonomy places the organism in Eukaryota, Metazoa, Chordata, Actinopteri, Pleuronectiformes, Pleuronectidae. Bases 137 to 1492 code for a protein of 451 amino acids. The transcript is spliced from 11 exons. The record is from RefSeq and is a predicted model, not a curated record.
CCCCUCAUUGCUUGGACUGCUCCAUUUCGCAUCUGAAAAAAUCUGAUAGUUGGUGAAGUGUUCUUCAUGUCAGGGACUGCUGUAGCCUCAGCGCACACAGAAUACUGUAGCUCUUGGACCACCUAAGAGCAAACAGAUGGACAAGAAAGAGUCCAGUGAUCUCCUAAAUAACGUAUCAGUAAUUAAAGAUGACCUGACCAGUUCCAACGUGGGAUCCUCUGAUGACUCAGAAAAAAUGAUCAAGCAUUUAAAAGAUGAUGAUCUUCGUGAUGCUCAGGAGUUUGCUAACACUGAGCUUGCUAACAAUGAAAGAGACAAAUGCACUGAGCUAAAAGGUAUCUCGGAUGGAGAGAGUAAAGACAAUAAACAACGAGAGGAUGAGUCGGCAAAACAGAUAAAACCUCUCCAAGGCCAGCUGCCCCAGCUCCAGGAUGAAAUGGGUGUUCUCAGGGGGCAGAAGGAUGUUUCCUCAAGCUCACAUGAUGAGCUACAAAGUGCACGUGAUGAGGUGAAGUCACUGAAAUGUGCCCUGGAGUCAGCCACUGCUGAGAGGGACCGUGACGUUGCUGCUAUCCAGACUGACCUGGCAACCACCACAAAGGAUCUGGACAAGUGGCGCCAGACUGCCAGCAAAUAUGAGCAUGAGAUUGAAAACCUGCAGCGGGACCUUCAGCAGCAGAGCAAGCAGUGGCAGAAAACUGCAGAGAUACAAGCCAGUGAGCUGCAGUCCAUGCAGAUGGAGUGUAAUGGGCUUCAGAAGGGGAAGAUUAGUCUGCAAAAUGAAUGUGCUUCACUCAGGGCUGAGAAGGAGAAACUAUCCAAGUCUAACCUGAAAGAGAAGACCAAUCUGCAGAGUGACUGUGCUGUACUGCGCUCUGAGAAAGAGGCAGAGCUGCAUAAACAGCAGCAGCUGGAGAAGGAACUUGCCAGUUCCCGUGCUCAAAAUGCUGAACUGAGCAACAGCCUCAAAGCCCUAGAGAGAUCCCAGCAGGAGUUGGAGAAGAGGAUGGCAGCCCUGCAGCUCCAGCACCAGCAGGAGUUGGAGAAGAGGCUGGCAGCCCUGCAGCUCCAGCACCAGCAGGAUAGCACCAAGUGGCAAACCCAACUGGAUGAGGCAGACAGUCGCAACAAGGCUCUGCAAAGAGAGCACAAUGAGACUAAAAUUGAGCUGUCAGACCUGACAGAAAAAUAUGAGAAGACUCAGCAGGAGAAUGAGUCGCUUACAGAUGAACUUGAGUCCUGCAAAGCCAACAUGAAGGAGAAAGAAUCAAAGCACGAUGAGACUAAAACCAAGCUGUCGGACCUGAUGGACAAAUAUGAGAAGACUGAGCAGGAGACUCAAUCCCUUACAGAUGAACUUGAGUCGUGCAAAGCCAACAUGAAGGAGCUUCAGGAGAAAGGAUCAACGACAUCCCUAUUGCUGCCUGCACAAGCAAUAGUCAUCGGCCUUUUCCUGGCUUUGCUGUAUUGGUGCUUCGGUGCAUUGUGGUAGUAAGAAAGCGUGGAUGAUCUGGGGGCCAGCGGUCGCUGUGGCUCUAACGGCAGUGACUGCUGCUGCAAUCUUCAGAACCUGAGGGCAACUCGCACGAGCACAUUCUCAAGUGAAUCAAUGUUUGUCAUCGAACUCUGCACUAAAACUGAAAAACUUGCCCCCUCAUCAUAUCUGCACUAUUAAUUAGGAGGGCUCCUACGUAACACUGUUUGCUUAUUAAGAUGCUCUAUUUUAGAUGGCAGAGAAUUUAAUAAAAGAAUGUGAGUUUUCGCGGAAAUAAAUACCUUUGCUUGUAUGUUUGUUGUGUGAAGAAACAGUUGGGUAAUUUUUUGGCUACUAUUUUGACUUAUAGGAUUAUCCUUUAAUGAAUGUGAAGAGACUCUACACAAUUAAUUCAUUCUGAUUAUAUAUGAUGAUAUUUUUGGAGUCUGAACCUCCCUAAAUGUAACACAUCUCUGUCAUUUUCAGAAUAAUAAAUAUGAUCACAAUAAUGCA